Messenger RNA from Mya arenaria, 1376 nucleotides. RefSeq lists its product as uncharacterized. Gene Ontology annotation, molecular function: protein binding. The record is from RefSeq and is a predicted model, not a curated record. The transcript has 2 exons. NCBI's taxonomy places the organism in Eukaryota, Metazoa, Mollusca, Bivalvia, Myida, Myidae. Bases 86 to 919 code for a protein of 277 amino acids.
UAAAUGUUAGUAAAAAGGCUGAGAUCAUCAGUUUGAGAAUUUCGUUUAGCAAAUUCGUCAUUCAAAUACACAUUAUUUCUUGGACAUGUAUUCUGGCAAGUACGUUCGGGAGUUUUUUGCUAUGGUUCUUAUGAUUGAAUCGACGGUGUGUGACAUGAAUGAACCGCGAUGUUACAGCCGGUUUGACUACGAGGAGAAAAUGUUGGAGAAAAUGGUGAGAGCUGAGAUCAAGAAUGAGGAACUUCUCGGUAAACUAGAAGUGCUCGAAAAUCGACUGACGAACGUUGAAACUGGGGUGGACAAUUCGGUAGAGAAAAUACACAUUCUUGAAAAGAAACACGAUACCGAAAAAGAGCAGAGAAAGAAAGGGGUACACGAUCUAGAAAAGGCAAACGAAAGUUUGCACACUUUGUUGGAAAAGUUUGAAAACACGACAAAGUCUUAUUUCGACAGGCAAAAGAAAUCCCUUGAGGUAUACGAACAACGUCUAGACGCUAUUUCCAGGAAUUUUACAGAGAGUGUGCAUCAAUCUCCUGUUGCCUUCUUCGCCACCCUGUCGUCCGGUUUUACAACAUCCACCUCCUCUCAAACGAUCGUAUUCAACAACUUUGUCACAGACGUUGGCGGGGGCUACAACCCAGGGACAGGCGUGUUCACUGCCCCGGUCGACGGUCUAUACGUAUUCUCAGCUUCUGUCAUGGUUGCCCUGUCCACGUCGACGAUCUACGCCCACAUUAGCAUGGACAAGAACGGCAGUCAAGUAGUGUACCUCUAUGUCACGGACAGUGACGGUAGUUACGAGACAGGCGUGGGCACUGUCAUUCUUUCGCUGCAGGUCGGGGAUACCGUAAAGUUGGCAUGCACUCAAAGUGGACGAGUCAUUCAUGACUAUUCGUUCAUUUCCGGAUUUAGAUUGUAAUCAGCGCAUGAAUUAGCAUAGAACAUUGAUGUUGAUUGAACUAGCUAUUGUUUUCUGAAAUGUUUACAAUUAAUUUUAUUUCAAUAUACAGGAAUUAUGUUUGGUUCGUACUUCGGAAACUUUCUGAUUGGGUGUCGUUUUUGUCUGUCAAAUAAUAGAUACAACUGAUAAACAAAGUUCAUUGUAUAUCUGCAAACUGAAUUUCAUUUCUCCGUCUGCAGAUAGAGUUGGGAUCACUUAUCAUUGAAGUACUUGGGGCUUACCUAUAAUUUUAUUAUUAUUUGUUUUAUUAUUAAGUUUCCUCAAGUUAAUGCAUACUUUGAUAAGAUUUACCUUUUAUGUUUAAACUUUUGGCUACUGAACUUGUUUCUUCUUUGACAUAAGUAAUGUAUUGUAAAUGUUUAACAUAUAGUACAAAUACAAUACGUAUUACAUUAUUACAUCAAUAUUGUUGGUU